CAAAUCCAGAGCUCGCGCGAUUGCAAUCGCGAAGCCAAUUGAGUUGCAGUUCCACAGCCACAGCCAGCUGCUGGUGAGUGGUGCGGCCCAACACAGGGAAACCGCAGCGACACAAAAUAUUCUUCUAAUUCCAAGCACACCGCUAUUCAAUUCUUAUCUUGCGACGCGACCCCCUCGGGCCUCGACCAAAAUCCCUGCUUCCUGGGUUUUCCUUUUCCGCUCCCUUCUUCUCUAUUUGGGUCUUCUCCAUACUCUCACACUCUUCCGCCAUCUCCCUCUAUUCGCCCUUCGCUCUCUGUUUUUGCGAAACCCUUUUCCGGACCCUGUAAAUUGUAAUUGCCCCCCACUCUUCCAUGGAGGAAGCCCUCCAACGGCCUAAUUUCGCCCGCUUCUAGUUGCCUUCUCUUUCACCCACAUUCCCUUUUGCAGAUUGGUCUGCAUUUUUCUACUUUAUUUCUGGAACACAGUUAUCAAAUUCAAUGGGUGGUACAUUCAAUGCACACAUUUUGGUGGACAAGCUAGCCAGGCUUAAUAACUCACAGGCGAGCAUAGAGACUUUAUCCCAUUGGUGUAUAUUUCACAUGAACAAAGCCAAGCAAGUUGUAGAAACAUGGGAUAAGCAGUUUCAUUGUGCUCCACGUGAACAAAGAUUAGCCUAUCUAUAUCUUGCAAAUGACAUUUUGCAAAACAGUAGGCGAAAAGGCUCAGAGUUUGUUGGUGAGUUUUGGAAAGUCCUUCCAGAUGCACUUCGUGAUGUAAUUGAGAAUGGGGAUGAUUUUGGACGAAAUGCGGCCCUACGACUGAUUGGAAUUUGGGAAGAGAGGAAAGUUUUUGGAUCUCGUGGGCAAAGUCUUAAGGAAGAGAUAAUGGGAAAGCACGUGGAAACUGGUAAUCGGAAUGGGAAGCAAUUCAGCGUUAAACUGAAACAAUCUACCAGCACAUCAUUGGAUAAAAUAGUUGCUGGUUACCAAGUUGUUUAUGGAACUGAGAUUGAUGAAGAUGUAGUAUUGAGCAAAUGCAGGAAUUCUAUUAGCUAUCUUGAGAAACUGGACAAAGAAAUUGGUGCUGAUGUUAAUUCAGGGCAAUACCAUGGAUCUUCAGUGUCAGAGGAUCUGCAGAGACAUCAUACCAUUUUGAGGGGCUGCAUCGAACAAUUAACAGCAAUUGAAUCAUCAAGGGCAAAUCUCGUGUCUCAUCUGAGAGAGGCUCUUCAAGAACAGGAAUUCAAAUUGGAUGAAGUCCGAAACCAACUUCAGGCUUCCCAUUCCCAGUCGGAACAAACUCAGAAUCUCAGCCGUCAGUUCUUAAAUGGUGAAAAUGUGCAACCCAUGGCUGAGGAAGCCUCAAAAGAUGCUCAGACCUCAAUAGCGCCACAUAGCCUUGUACCAAGGGAGAGAGAACAAUCAGCACCAGUUAUGUAUGCAGCCUCCUUACCUUUUCCUGCAAAACCUGGACCUAAUGAGGAAGAUCCUCGCAAGUCUGCUGCUGCUGCAGUGGCAGCGAAGCUAACGGCAUCAACGUCCUCGGUUCAGAUGCUCUCUUAUGUCCUCUCUUCCCUCGCAUCAGAGGGUGUGAUUGGAAAUCCAAUUAAAGAGUCAUCCAGUGAUUAUCCCUCUGAGAAGAGGCCCAAACUUGAAAAUGACCAGCCACCCUAUACAUUGCCUCCGAAUCCUCAGCGACCUCCGGUUUCUUCCUUCCCACACCCUGAGUCCCUCCAACAUAAUGCCUCGUCCACCAGUCAACAAUACACUCCGACUGACCCUCCACCUCCCCCAUCAUCAUCUCCACCGCCCAUGCCUCCAUUACCUCCUGUAGUGCAGUUCCCUCUGCCCCAGUUCACACAGAAUGCAGGAUCAGUAAGUAGCGUACCUUACAGUUACAGUCUGACACAACCACUGCAACCAUUAGCGAUGCCGGGCUAUCCAAAUGUAGGUACCCCAGUGACCGGGAUGUCUCCUUUUACGAUACCAACAAAUUCUUACCAGAAUUUUCAGGCUUCAGAUGGUAAUUUCUAUAAUCAGUCAUCAUCCAUGCCGAUGGCACCCAUGUCUAGGCAAUAGAGGUAUGUAAUACUAGUGCUACUUGAGCCGUGUUGUGCUAACAAAAUCUUUCAGAAAGUGGUGCAUCCCAUUAAGGCGCUACGAGGAAAUCUUGCAUCCUUGUAUACCCCUUAAGCUCUGACGACUUAACUUAAUGGAUUUUGUACACUUUAGUAAUAGUUUGUAAUUUAUCUCUGAACGAUAUUUCAUCUAGUUGAAUGGAGCAGUAUGAUGAUUAUGUUGACUUGAUAGAAUUUUGCACAUAGUUAGAGUUUGUAAUUUAUCUUCAUUUUUCAAUGUAAUGCUUAUACGCUGGAACAGAACUUCAUCUGGUUGAAUGAUGUAUGAUUGUUUAUAUU
Messenger RNA from Momordica charantia (bitter melon), 2398 nucleotides. RefSeq names its product ENTH/VHS family protein. Lineage: Eukaryota; Viridiplantae; Streptophyta; Magnoliopsida; Cucurbitales; Cucurbitaceae. The record is from RefSeq and is a predicted model, not a curated record. Gene Ontology annotation, biological process: mRNA 3'-end processing. Gene Ontology annotation, molecular function: RNA polymerase II complex binding.